AUGUGCACUUCAUCGUCAUUCCAAUCUACGUCUCUCAACCAGGAGUUCCACACAUACGAGAGUGAACUGUCCAGCCUAUCCUCGAAGUCACCGUCAUCAAACACCCCAAUGUUCAUGCGUGGCAGACCCAACGAGCCUCAAUGUUUCCAUUGCGGAUGGAGAGGCGGCCAUGCACCAGGGUGCCCUUUCAAGUCUCAUUUCCAAUGCCACUCGCUCUCGCCUCAUCCAUUUUUCAGCUUCAAAUUUGUUAUCAUUGAUUUCUACUGA
Molecule: messenger RNA, 267 nt
Organism: Guyanagaster necrorhizus
Lineage: Eukaryota; Fungi; Basidiomycota; Agaricomycetes; Agaricales; Physalacriaceae
Exons: 2
Coding region: 1-267 (88 amino acids)
Source: RefSeq, a predicted model, not a curated record